CGCGAGUUUUUAUUUUUCGAUAUUUUUGACGUCUAGUAUAUUUGUAAAUACUUUUGUCUCUGUUUAUUUAUAUGCUGGCUUGUGGAUUUGCGAAGUAUCCAAAUCUCUGCAGAAUAAAGGCUUUUUCCCGAAAAUAAAACACUUUUGGUCACACACAACAACAACAAACACUCACAAUGGCGUACUACAAAGGAGCAGCCAGCGAAGGGGGUCGCGCUAUGCAGUUGAUGAAAAAACGAGAAAUCGCCCAACAGGAAAUCGAGUUCCGUAAGAAAAAGAUCGAAGAGGAUCUGAAAGUUAGCAACAUCGAGAACAAAUUUGCUACUCACUAUGAUGCCGUGGAACAGCAGCUUAAAACGUCGACCAUUGGUUUGGUCACACUUGAUGAGAUGAAACAGAAGCAGGAGGACAUUGUCCGAGAACGGGAAAAGAAGCUGGCUCAGAAAAAGGAGGAAAAAGACCGCGAGAAACUCAAGGCUCUGGAAGCGAAACAAGCGGAAAAAGAUCGACAACGUAAGCAGAUUCAGGCACUUUCGUUUGACCCGGAGGAUGACGAAGAAGGUGACGAUGACGAAGACGAAGAACAGCCAUUGGAUAUAAAACCUCGUAAAUGGCAAACUGAAGAAUGCUCCGAGCCAAGGAUUAAGAAAAUCAAGAAAAAUCCCGAUGUAGAUACUUCCUUCUUGCCAGAUAGGGAACGCGAAGAAAUGGACAAUAAGCUAAGGGAAGAGCUGCGCCAAGAAUGGGCCAUGAAGCAGGCAACCCUAAAAGACCAAGAAAUCCCCAUUACUUUCAGUUACUGGGACGGAUCAGGACACAGAAAGUGUGUUACGAUGAAAAAGGGAAACUCCAUUUAUCAGUUUUUACAGAAAUGUCUGGAAAUGCUUCGGAAGGAAUUUAGCGAGCUUAAGACAGUGAUGGCAGAUCAACUGAUGUAUGUAAAGGAAGAUUUGAUUCUUCCUCAUCAUUACACAUUUUACGACUUCAUCGUGACGAAAGCCCGCGGGAAAAGUGGGCCACUGUUCAGCUUUGAUGUCAAAGAUGACAUUCGUAUGAUCAGCGAUGCCACCGUGGAGAAGGAAGAAACCCAUGCCGGAAAAGUGUUGCUACGUUCGUGGUACGAAAGGAAUAAACACAUUUUCCCUGCAUCUCGUUGGGAACCAUACGAUCCCACAAAGGUCUACGAUAAGUACACGAUCAAGGAUAAGUGUAAGAAGUAGGUAAGUUGCAAUUCCACUAACAUAAAUACAAUAUACUA
Molecule: messenger RNA, 1258 nt
Organism: Aedes albopictus (Asian tiger mosquito)
Lineage: Eukaryota; Metazoa; Arthropoda; Insecta; Diptera; Culicidae
Product: protein FAM50 homolog
Exons: 3
Coding region: 177-1220 (347 amino acids)
Biological process (GO): chromatin organization
Cellular component (GO): nucleus
Source: RefSeq, a predicted model, not a curated record